This is a messenger RNA of Camelina sativa (false flax), 594 nucleotides long. The record is from RefSeq and is a predicted model, not a curated record. NCBI's taxonomy places the organism in Eukaryota, Viridiplantae, Streptophyta, Magnoliopsida, Brassicales, Brassicaceae.
AUGUCUCUGAACCAUGAGAAGGUGGGAGUACUUGGUGCUGAUACUGUUGAGCCGAUGAGAUGUGAUGAAGGGACCACGUCUAAGGUUAAUGCUGACACUUGUUCAACGUCUCUGAACCAUGAGAUGGUGGGAGUAUUUGGUGCUGAUACUGUUGAGCCGAUGAGAUGUAAUGAAGGAACCACGUCUAAGUGUAUUGAUUAUCGGGGUUUGAACCGGGUCACUGUGAAGAACAAGUAUCCUCUUCCUAGGAUCGAUGAGUUGUUGGAUCAGUUGAGGGGUGCUACUUGGUUCUCCAAGGUAGAUCUGGCGUCGGGUUAUCAUCAGAUACCGAUAGAUGAGGCAGAUGUGAGGAAGACUGCUUUCAGGACGAGAUAUGGGCACUAUGAGUUUGUGGUGAUGCCCUUCGGAUUGACUAACGCGCCAGCAGCGUUUAUGAGAUUGAUGAACAGUGUGUUUCAGGAAUUUCUGGAUGUGUCUGUCAUCAUUUUCAUUGACGACAUCCUGGUUUAUUCUAAGAGUCCUGAGGAGCAUGCAGUGCAUUUGAGGGCAGUUAUGGAGAAGCUGCGGGAGCAGAAGUUGUUUGCCAAGUUGAGC